Molecule: messenger RNA, 4525 nt
Organism: Phasianus colchicus (ring-necked pheasant)
Lineage: Eukaryota; Metazoa; Chordata; Aves; Galliformes; Phasianidae
Gene: CCND1
Product: cyclin D1
Source: RefSeq, a predicted model, not a curated record
AAACCCCUGCGCUCUAUAAGCCGAGCAAAGGGGAAGGACUUGAAGCCUAUGGGAUGGCUUUAGGGCUCUGCCCCUCGCUUUUGGCUCUCUCUCUCUCUCUUUCUCAUUCUCUCUCGUGCUUUGAUCUCUGCUUAACAACAGUAACGUCACGGACUAUACAGGAGAGUUUUGUUGGAAGUUAGAAAGUUUUUCAGCCUCCAGAGGGCUGUAGCGGCAGUAGCAGCAGCAGCAUCCAAGGGACUCCUGGAAGGGGAAGAGAGAGAGCGAGCGAGAGACUGACUCAGUCCUUGAGGAACUGACUCGAGACGAAGGAGGCAGACAUGGAACAUCAGCUGCUGUGCUGCGAGGUGGAGACCAUCCGACGAGCCUACCUGGACGCCAACCUGCUCAAUGACAGGGUGCUGCAGACCAUGCUGAAGGCGGAGGAGACCUGCUCGCCCUCGGUGUCCUACUUCAAGUGCGUGCAGAAGGAAAUCUUGCCAUAUAUGAGGAAAAUAGUCGCCACUUGGAUGCUGGAGGUCUGCGAAGAGCAGAAGUGCGAAGAGGAAGUUUUCCCCUUGGCGAUGAAUUAUUUGGACAGAUUUUUGUCGUUCGAACCCCUCAAGAAAAGCCGGUUGCAAUUGCUCGGAGCUACCUGCAUGUUUGUGGCUUCCAAAAUGAAGGAAACGAUUCCUCUGACCGCGGAAAAACUGUGCAUUUAUACCGACAACUCCAUCAGACCCGACGAGUUACUGCAAAUGGAGCUGCUGCUGGUGAAUAAGCUGAAAUGGAAUCUGGCUGCAAUGACCCCCCACGAUUUCAUUGAACAUUUCCUCACUAAAAUGCCUCUGGCAGAGGACACCAAACAGAUCAUCCGUAAACAUGCUCAGACUUUUGUGGCUCUGUGCGCUACAGAUGUUAAAUUUAUUUCAAACCCACCUUCCAUGAUCGCAGCUGGCAGUGUGGUAGCAGCUGUGCAAGGCCUGCAUCUGGGGAACACUAACACUUUCCUCUCCUAUCAAUGCCUCACACAUUUCCUAUCACAAGUUAUCAAAUGUGAUCCGGAUUGUUUACGAGCCUGCCAAGAACAGAUUGAAUCCCUCCUUGAAUCCAGUCUACGCCAGGCACAGCAGCACAACGUAUCUUCAGAAACAAAGACUGUAGAGGACGAAGCAGACCUUUCCUGCACACCCACUGAUGUGCGAGAUGUGAACAUUUAAGAGGACUUCUUCUAAUGGGUUUGCUUGGCAAGAGAAGCAGACAAAGAAAGGGCAUCUGAGAAGGAAUCAGCAUCGGGAUCUCCCCCCCAGAAACCCUUUUCUCCAGGACAUUUUUAUACCAGAAGGGAAAACCAGUCUUGUUAUAUUUUUUCUUGCUCUGUCUCCCUUCCAUCUGUGACUUCAAACAAACAAAUAAACAAAAAAUACCCCAAAAACUGUCUUAAAAAAGGAAAAAAAUAGUAUUUGCAUUGCCCCCAGGGGUCUGUGCUACAAAAAUAGAGGAUUUUAUACAAUAAUAAUCAACUAGUUUUUAUAUUAAAGUGUUCUUGUCUGUAUGUUGUAAAAAUAGGCAUUAACACACAAAAUGUCUCCAGGGGAGGUAUUAGAUUUGAUUUCUUACAUAUAAAACCAACCAACCAACCAACCAUUUUUAAAGUAGAAGAGGGUUUUUUUAGAUAGUAAAUGAAAUAUUCUUUUUUUUUUUUCCUUUAAAAAGCAUAACUUUAACGCAGUUCUAGGCUUUUCUGUAUCUUGCUUGCUUAUGCAUUUAGUCACUUUAUAAUUCAUCUGUAAAUGUUUAUUUUAUUUCCUUAGUUUUUUUUUUUUUAUCCUCUUCACCUUAUAAAUGGUUAACGUAACCCAUAAGUUAGUGUAUGUUAGUAUACAGCAUUAUUAUAUGUUAAUCUUUUUUUUUGUGUGUGUGCCUGUGGAUUGCCUGUGCAUUUGUAGGGUUCCAGCUUAGCGUUGUUGGGAAAGGCCAAUGUACUACUCAUACGAUACUCUAUUAUAAAGAGAAACCGAAAUAGUGACAUAAUAUAUUAUAUUUUUGUAAUCUUCAUAUUUUUGUAGUUACCUGUGUAAAAAUGCUGGUCUGACCCCACAGAUAUUCAGCCUAAUUAUGGUCAGGUUCAAUCCACAGUUUAGUCUUUUUUGUUUGUUUGUAAUAUUCUAAAACCAUUCCAUUCAAAGCACUUUCAGUCCAUUAGAUAUAGGAAAUACAUUCUUUUAUUGUGUGGGAAUUUUUUUUUUUUUUUUAAUGGAAUGGUUUGGAAAUAUAUUAAGUGCUUGUUCGCAAACUCAGAAUUGCAAAGCAAGUGCAUUUAACUAUGGUGUUAGAGGAAAGGUGAUUUUUUUUCCGAAGGUUGUGUUCCAGUGAGAGAAAUUGCAUUCACAAAUUGCCAGGAUAUCUUCCUAUCCUUUUCUAUAGAAAAGUUGAAGUUUAGAAAUCCUUUGGUGCCAACACAUGGUUAUAAAUUAGGGGCCUUAAAGGUUCACGUAUAGGACGCAUAGUUUAAGGACUGUCUCUAGAUGUUUUACAACUGAAGGUUUUUAAACACUAAAAUAUAUAAUUUAUAGUUAAGGCUAAAAAGAAUAUUUAUUGCAGAGGAUGUUCGUAAGGCCAGUAUGAUUUGUAAAAUAAUGCAAUCGCCCCUUUUUGAAAAAAAGAAUCGUUCUACCCUUGAUGUCGCAGUUUUAACACAGCUUAUUAAAGAAAAAGGACACGCUUCAGAGAACAAACCCAAAACCAAGCAGUCUAUUUGGCCCCUUAGACAUUUUCAAUAGCAGGCUAACCAUGAAAAAAAACGCCAUAGUUAAUAGAUAUGAAAAUUGGAGUACUUGAAAGAAGUUCUUAUUCCAGUAUAUGCCCCAUUUUUUUUUUUUUUAUUUAGCUACAAAUAGAAAAUUUGCACAUCUUGGCUAUGUAUCUUUUUAUUAUUAUUUUAGGAAGUAGCUGAAGGGACGUGGACAUAGCUGUUGAAGUUGAUGCUCGAGGAGAAUGUGAUGGUGAAAUGUAUGUGAGAAAACUGCCGCUAAGGUGUUGAUUGUAAAAACAAUACAAAACAAAAAAAAGGAACAGAGAAAAAAAAAAAAAGAAAAAAGAAAAAAAUUAAAAAAAAAAAAAAGAAAAAAGAGAAAAGAAAAGGAGUGGAUGCUCCAUUUUUAUUGAGCUGCUAUGGAUAAAUUCCCAGCAUGGUUUGAAAAAAAAUUAACAUUGCUUUUCUGUAUCUUUGUCAUUGUGUUUUGCUGCUAUUUUGUGGAUCAGUUUUUUUUUUUUUUUUUUUUUUUUUUUGUUAUACAAUGUCAUAUACUGCCAUGUUAUAGGUUUUAAUUUUCUCAUAGAAAAUUAUAUUAUUGACAUCAAUUUUUUUUUUUUGUAGAUUUUUUAUGUGAUCAAUUUUUACUUAAUGUGAUUACUGCUCUAUUCCAAAAAGGUUCCUGUUUCACAAUACCUCAUACUUCAGUUAACCAUGUCUAGACCAGGUUUUAAUGUUCGUACACAGUGCCUCAUAGUUCUACUGCAAAUGGAAAUGCAUCGAACGUUAUUCUGAAUGGGUCUCGCGAUUUGCAACUAGGUUGCAUUGAUUUAAAGACAGCAGACAUUUCAGAAGAUCGAGUAAUGUCGCUUUUUGUUGUUACACAUUUUAUAAAGCUGGAUUCUUUGUCUGAUCUGGGGUUUAUUAUCAUAGUAGUUCUAAGCUGUGUUAUUAGCCACAUUGAUAUAUGAAAGGUGCAUUAUAAUAUAACUUUUGUAUGCCACCUGAUGUGGUUCCCGUCAGUUGGGAUCCAUCACUUGGUGUGAUAGGUUAUCUUCUGGAACUCUUAAGUAUUUUGUGUGUUUAAUCUGUUAUGAUAUACUAGGGUUGUUUGUUGUUUUGUUUUUUGUUUUUUUUUUAAAUUUUUUUUUUUGUUAAUUAUAGCAUAAUGCUAAUUUAAAAAGCCUGUAAAUCUCAUAAAUAAGCCAGCUAACAGAGUUGUAUGCUGAAGAAUAAUCUAGCUGUUGCCUGUAUGCUGCUAAACCAAAACAGAAUUAGAACUCUUUUGAGGCAAAUGCAGUUAAGACCCUACAUAGUGCAUAAACAGAGCAUUGCAAUGCUACUAGCAGUCGCAGGACCCAGGAGGACUGGAUACAUUCUGUCCAAAUUUCAGGAACAUUUCUUACUGCUUACCUCAUAAAACACUUCUGUUUGUGGCAUCUCUGUGUCUCUGAACCAAACAUGAUUACUGAGUUAGUGGUUGUUGGUUAUGUUAUGUGUUACACUGAGUGGCAGUGUGUACUGCAAAUUUCUUUCCAAUAUUGUAUGUACUGAAAUGCCAAAUCCAGAUACGUGGGUUCAUGUGCCAACAGAGAUGCUUUGUUUGUCACGUUGUUAUAACAAUCUGUAGUAAGCAAGCAAUUCAGAUUUGUACAUUUUUAUAUUGUACUUAUUGGCAUCACUGGUCUGAAAUGCACAUUUUCACCAACAGACCUGUAACAGACAAGUUUCCAGCAAAAAAAAAGAAAAAAAAACAACACUAAAGUCUAGAAAUAAAAUUGGUAAAACCCA